This is a messenger RNA of Raphanus sativus (radish), 1080 nucleotides long. RefSeq lists its product as uncharacterized. Bases 1 to 1080 code for a protein of 359 amino acids. Gene Ontology annotation, molecular function: zinc ion binding; nucleic acid binding. The transcript has a single exon. Lineage: Eukaryota; Viridiplantae; Streptophyta; Magnoliopsida; Brassicales; Brassicaceae. The record is from RefSeq and is a predicted model, not a curated record.
AUGCGGAUGAAGAUUACUCUAAAGAUACACGAAGCUUGGGAAGCUGUAGAAACAGAGAUGAAAGAUACCAAGAAGAAUAACCUAGCGUUAGGUUUACUCUUCCAAUCGAUACCAGAGAGCCUCAUUCUUCAAGUAGGCGAACUUGAUGGAGCUAAACAGGUGUGGGACGCCAUAAAAACCAGACAUGUCGGAGCAGAACGUGUAAAGGAGGCCAGGUUACAAACACUAAUGUCCGAGAUUGAGCACCUGAAGAUGAAAGAAGCAGAGAGUAUAGAUGAUUUCGGUGGAAAACUCUCGGAGUUAGCUUCAAGAUCAGCAGCUCUCGGGGUGGUUAUUGAGGAGUCAAAGAUUUUUAAGAAUUUCCUUAUGAGCCUACCUGUGAAGAAGUAUAUACACAUCGUUGCGUCUCUUGAGCAGAUGCUCGAUCUAAAGACAACGAGCUUUGAAGAUAUAAUGGGACGACUAAAAGCAUACAAAGAACGCAUUGCCCAAGGAGAAGAAAAAGAGGAGGACCAUACAAAGUUAAUGUAUACAAAUUCUGAAGCUCAAGGAAAUCAAUCUAAUUGUUAUCAGCCAGAGCAAUCAAACCGUCGAGAUAAAGAAGAUAGCUAUCGUGAGUACAAUACAGAAUCUUACAGAGGAAGAGGUUGGGGAGGACGAUCUUAUUACAGAGGAAGAGGACAAGGUCGCUACGGUGGAAGAGAUUAUAACGGAGGAAGAGAAUACAACGGAGGAAGAGAUUAUAAUACAGGAAGAGACGCUUCACGCAUAACCUGCUACCGUUGCGACAAGAUAGGACACUUUGCAGCUAUGUGUCCUGACCGACUUCUGAAACUCCAAGAGACUCAAGAAAGCGAUAACACCGAGACACAAGAGGCUGACGAACUUAUGAUGCAUGAAGUAGUCUACUUGAACGAGAAGAACGUGAUACCUGGAAAGUACGAAACAAAUGCAAGAGAAGAGAACGUAUGGUACCUUGAUAACGGUGCUUCUAAUCACAUGACUGGAGACAGAAGAUAUUUUUCAAGCAUCGACAACACCAUUACAGGGAAACUGCGGUUUGGAGACGAAUCGCAUUGA